ACUAAGGGUAUACAUUUGGCACCACUCCGAUGAACUGGUUCAAGCUUUUGUUCUUCCAAAACUGACUUUGUCAACCGUGCGGCUAGCUACAUUUUGAAGAUUUGACUGGGCCUUUUACAGAAGUGUUGUGUUAAACAUUUUAUCAUAUACUGAUACAAUCCACUUUAACCAUCAUCAGUCGACAGCUCCUUUUGCCGUUCACUAGCUGUCCUUAUUUUUCCACACUUUUUCCUCUGAUAACGGUUGUAGCUGACCAAGAUAGGAGGCUCGAGUGCUAAGAUGUCGAACCGAAUGGUGUGCAGAGAAGCAAGUCAUGCCGGCAGCUGGUACACGGCCUCAGGAUCCCAGCUGAACGCACAAUUAGAGGGCUGGUUAUCUCAAGCACAAGGCACAGAUAAGCCUGCGAGAGCCAUCAUUGCACCACAUGCUGGAUAUACCUACUGCGGCGCUUGUGCUGCACACGCUUACAAACAGGUUGACCCCUCUGUCACCCGGAGGGUGUUCAUCCUGGGACCCUCGCACCACGUACCGCUGUCCCGCUGCGCACUCUCGCCUGCUGAAGUCUACAGAACUCCGCUGUACGACCUCAAGAUUGACCAGAAGGUUUAUGCUGACCUCUGGAAAACGGGGAUGUUUGAGCGGAUGAGCCUCCAGACGGACGAGGACGAGCACAGCAUCGAGAUGCACCUGCCUUACACUGCUAAAGCCAUGGAGAGCCAUAAAGAGGAGUUCAGCAUCGUCCCUGUGCUGGUGGGGGCCUUGAGCGAGUCCAAAGAGCAGGAGUAUGGGAAGCUGCUCAGCAAGUACUUGGCUGACCCCAGCAACCUCUUCAUCAUCUCGUCAGACUUCUGCCACUGGGGUCAGCGGUUCCGGUACACAUACUAUGACGAAAGCCAAGGAGAGAUUUACAGAUCCAUUGAACAUAUUGACAAAAUGGGAAUGGGAAUCAUAGAGCAGUUGGAUCCUAUGUCUUUUAGCAACUACUUGAAGAAGUACCACAAUACUAUUUGUGGUCGCCAUCCUAUUGGAGUGCUUCUAAAUGCUGUGGCUGAACUGAAGAAGACUGGUAUGGACAUGAACUUCUCUUUCCUGAACUAUGCCCAGUCGAGCCAAUGCAGGAACUGGCAGGACAGCUCUGUGAGCUACGCUGCUGGGACCCUCACCGUUCAUUGAGGUCAAACUUCUCAGGCGCCAUUGGAGCUCCCAGAACCCCCCCCCAUCCUCCUUGUUUUCCUCCCUAAUGCCCCUCUCCAAACCUAUUUCCCCAGUCAGGGAUGGAUAGCUUAGCUCCCUUCACCCCCCACACACACACCCCCCUUUCCCCCUUUUUAGUAGAAUGACCUGCAAAGUCUGAUGCAGUUUGGGAUCCUUUUACUUGCAGAGCUGAUGUAUAAUGCAUUACAAACUAACUCCUUCUUUCUCUCUCUCUCUUUCUUUUUCUCUUUCUCUCUCUUUCUCUUUCUCUCUCUCUUUCUCUCUCUUUCUCUCUCUCUCUCUCUUUCUCUCUCUCAUUACCGAGAGCACCGAGUUGAAAUUCCAACUCCAAGUUGCAGUCUGGAAUGGUCUUGGAUGGCGUUUAGUGUUUGUUCCUCGGUUGGGGUUUGCUGAAUGGUAGUAGGAACAGAUUUUGGGGUCUAAAGGGGACUUAAGUUAUCUGUCAAGUCAUUAUUAUCCAGUCAAAUACUGAUAUGAUAUUAGAAGUAAAAAAAAAGAAUCACAAAGACUUAAAAUAUGUGCACUCUUUGUAGAUAUGUGCAUAUGUAACCUUGUGAUAAAAAUAAUAAAAAAUACUUAUGAAACAUAUGGAAGUGAUAACAAAUUUCACCAAGUCAUACUUGAUGAGAAAGAAAAAGCAGAGUGCUACUAGCUAUAUCCUUGUAAGCCCUUGAGAGUAGCAGCAUAAGUAGCUACUGCCAUAUGUUUUCAAUGUAGGCCUGUUGUUUAUUGUUGCUAACAAAGGGCUACACACUACCAAGUUCACUAACCCGCAGCCGUAUGAAAAUAUAUAUACUAUAUAUAGAUAUAUAUAUAAACCAAAAAAUGUUUUUUAUGCUUUCACAGUAGUCUAUUAAAAUGUCUCCCUUUCCUUUGCAUUCAUAUAUUUUUGUUUAUUUAGGGUAAGCGUCUUUUCCUCUUUUAAUUUGUAGUAUUUGUCAUUAUUACCCUAUUUUGUAUGUAUACAAGUAGGCAGUGUGGUAGUGGAUUUGAGAGGUGCCCCGACUUAAGGCCUUUGCACACUGAAAUCCGUAAUUUUGUAUGAAUCCAUUUUUUUCGGUCCAUCAAAUUCAGAACGCUGCAGUCAAAAACUUAAUUCUCUGACAGUAUACAGAUGCAAAAAACGUAAAUGCACAAAAACAAAAAACAUUUUUGUCAGACUAAAAUUUCAGAGUCAGUGUGCAAAUGUGAUUGAGACAACGUGAGAUUAUAUAUAUUUUUCAAUCUGACAAUUUUGCACGAAAAUACGAACUCUGUGCAAAAGGCCUUUAGAGGGUGCCCUGUGUUGGUAGUCUUCUGGGCACAUAGAACAGCUCCAAGAGCCCCUGGUAGCAGUGGGUUUUUACAGCUGAGAGACUGGCGUGCCCCUGAAAAAAAGAAGAUAAGAAGGAGGGGGGCGGGGGGCAGGGGUGUAAUAAACCCUGAAUAAACGUAGGAUCCUGACGCACUGUAAUAGUUCCGCUCUACUGUAGGCUAGUUGUCUAACCCCCAUGUAUUGUACUAUUUCCAUAACCUCCCCCCGAUGAGCACAACGCAACAAGAGACACCCUCUUCCUCUCCACAUCAAGUCCUGUGACACCUGUCAAUCAAAGCCUGUGCCCUCCACAACUCCACCAAGGGAAGAAAAAAAAACAUGUAGAGUUUGAGUGCUUCAAACUGUUCUGUGGAAACAGUGGGGCAGUUCACACCAUGCAGAUGUGCCUUGGGUCACUGUUACAACGUCUUUAUUAUUAUUCUUUUUUUUGUUUGUUGAUGUAAUGCUCUGUGUUCUCCUCCUGGUUCUUCUGCUCCUGCCCCCCACCCCACCCCACCUCCAAAAAAAACCUCAGUCUUUUGCAGCGCUGGACCAGCUGUUUGUUUUUGAACUCCACAACCCUUGUCUUUCUCAGAGGAAGGACUGCAUCCAUGUCUACUGUCCGCUAAAGUCAGCACAACCCCCUCACUCCCAUCUGGAGGAUGUUCCCCUUGUUGUGAUUGUUUUUCAUUGUUUUUGUUUUUCAUUAUGUCUGUUUUACUUCAUAGCAAGUAACGUUCUUAAGUUUUUAAUGCGUUGUCACACAUCAAUGUCAAGGAGUCAACUGAUGCUCCAACUGGAGCUUGAUUAUUAUGUUUAUUUUAAUCUCAGGUUACAUUGAUGAAGCAUCACAGGAUGCUUGCCAGAUAUGACAAGGGUCAUGCCCAAUGUUACAAAGAAGAAAAAAAACAGAGUAAAAUAAGUGAAAAGUG
Alosa alosa (allis shad) is the source of this 3441-nucleotide messenger RNA. It is a transcript of the gene memo1, whose product is annotated as mediator of cell motility 1. Lineage: Eukaryota; Metazoa; Chordata; Actinopteri; Clupeiformes; Clupeidae. The record is from RefSeq and is a predicted model, not a curated record. The transcript is spliced from 9 exons. The coding region runs from base 280 to 1173 and encodes 297 amino acids.